AUGUUGCACUGAUAAUAAUUGUCCAGGGUGAGGGUGUCGGCAAGGUGAGGCUACCCGAUAUCCAGCAGAUAACCCAGGGCUACAUGGCAGGCCAGACAAACACUAAAUAGAAAGUAGGCUUCCAGACAGGGUUCGGGAGUCGGAUCCGCGAUACACAACAGGAGAACAACCUCUCCUACUAACAAGAAUAAAGAUAUCGUACCUCUGACGGAGCUGUUGACUGAAUUCCAACAACAAGAUAUAACAUCAACAACCAGAAAAGCAGACUAAUAUUUUGAAGCUCCUCUAUUAUUCGCUGAGUACGGUAUCCUCAUAAAGAACAUUCAACCGGUGCCCUGAAUCCAAUAUCACAAUGCAGAAAGCCAUGUUUACCACCUUGUGUUUGCUAACCAUUCUGAGCGUCUUCAACUCCGUCGCAGCGGACGAAUGCCCAACUUACUGGACUCGUUUCAGGAAACACUGCUACCGUUUCUUCGGCACUCGCAAGACAUGGAUGCAAGCAGAGUUGUACUGCAACCAAUUCGGCGCCAACGAGCACUCUGGGGAGGAGACAAUUUCUCAUCUAGUGUCCGUAAACAACCAGGCAGAGAACGAUUUUCUGUACGCCCUUUGGAGCUCUACGAGGGAGACAUCAGGAAACGAGGCUCUCUUGUGGUUGGGAUUCUACAAGCCAAUGGGACGGAACUAUUUCACGUGGUCUGAUUACAGCGACAUUGACUUCACCUUUUGGGACAGUUCAAGACCCAAUAAUGUUGGGGGUGAUGAGAACUGUGUUGAGAUGUGGGAAGAGGAUAUUGAGAAUCACCGAUUGAAGUCGUGGAAUGACAGGGUAUGCACACAUGAAGCUAGCUUCAUCUGUAAGAUGCAGUUCGAUUGAAAGAGUAAUCUUACAUGCUUUGAGUCACAACCAUAACAGAUGAGACUGUUUACAAACCAAUUGUAUGUAGAGCUUUAAGGCACUGGACACUAUUGGUAAUAACUCAAAACAACUGUUAGCAUAAAACUUACUUGGUAACGAGCAAU
This is a messenger RNA of Asterias rubens (European starfish), 1023 nucleotides long. RefSeq names its product echinoidin-like. Gene Ontology annotation, molecular function: signaling receptor activity. The transcript is spliced from 2 exons. Lineage: Eukaryota; Metazoa; Echinodermata; Asteroidea; Forcipulatida; Asteriidae. The coding region runs from base 353 to 877 and encodes 174 amino acids. The record is from RefSeq and is a predicted model, not a curated record.